This is a messenger RNA of Vidua macroura (Pin-tailed whydah), 1171 nucleotides long. It is a transcript of the gene RPSA, whose product is annotated as ribosomal protein SA. The coding region runs from base 136 to 1059 and encodes 307 amino acids. Gene Ontology annotation, cellular component: ribosome; 90S preribosome; cytosolic small ribosomal subunit. Gene Ontology annotation, biological process: ribosomal small subunit assembly; cytoplasmic translation. The record is from RefSeq and is a predicted model, not a curated record. Gene Ontology annotation, molecular function: structural constituent of ribosome; laminin receptor activity. NCBI's taxonomy places the organism in Eukaryota, Metazoa, Chordata, Aves, Passeriformes, Viduidae. The transcript has 6 exons.
GAGGCGCCCCAUUGGCUGGCGAGGCCAUAUAUACGCGUCAGGCGGACUCGGGCCCUCUUUCGGCUCCGCGCCGCCCGGGCCUCCACACGGCGUUGUCAGCGUUCCCUGUCGUUGCUUCCCAAGGGAAACCCCACAAUGUCCGGAGGCCUCGAUGUCCUGCAGAUGAAGGAGGAGGAUGUCCUCAAAUUCCUCGCUGCCGGGACCCACCUGGGAGGUACCAACCUCGACUUCCAGAUGGAGCAAUACAUCUACAAAAGGAAGAGCGAUGGUAUUUACAUCAUCAACCUGAAGAGGACCUGGGAAAAGCUGCUCCUGGCAGCUCGUGCCAUUGUUGCCAUUGAAAACCCAGCUGAUGUGAGCGUCAUUUCUUCGAGGAACACUGGACAGCGUGCGGUUCUGAAGUUUGCUGCUGCCACUGGGGCUACUCCUAUUGCCGGGCGUUUCACCCCUGGCACCUUCACAAACCAGAUCCAAGCAGCUUUCCGUGAGCCACGGCUCCUGGUGGUUACUGACCCGCGGGCUGAUCACCAGCCGCUGACAGAGGCAUCCUAUGUCAACAUCCCCACCAUCGCCCUGUGCAACACUGACUCCCCGCUGCGCUAUGUGGAUAUCGCUAUUCCCUGCAAUAACAAGGGAGCCCACUCAGUGGGCCUGAUGUGGUGGAUGCUGGCUCGGGAGGUCCUGCGCAUGCGUGGCACCAUCUCCCGUGAGCACCCAUGGGAAGUCAUGCCUGACUUGUACUUCUACAGGGAUCCUGAGGAGAUUGAAAAGGAGGAGCAGGCAGCUGCAGAGAAAGCAGUCACAAAGGAGGAAUUCCAGACUGAAUGGACGGCCCCGGCACCUGAAUUCACUGCUCCUCCUCAGCCUGAGGUUGCAGAUUGGUCUGAGGGAGUGCAGGUCCCAUCUGUGCCCAUCCAGCAGUUCCCCACAGGUCGGUUUGGGGGUUGUUUGUGGGAACGAGCUGGGGGGGUUGUUGUGGUGGGUGGAAGGAGCCUGGGGAGUGCUAAGUCUUGUUGUGUUUGUGAUUGCAGAGGACUGGAGUGCCCAGCCUGCCACUGAGGACUGGUCAGCAGCUCCCACUGCCCAGGCUACUGAGUGGGUUGGCACUGCCACGGAAUGGUCUUAACUUCAGCCCUGCUGUACUGUGAGAGAAAUAAAGGCUGAUUUAGUA